Dichotomopilus funicola is the source of this 1491-nucleotide messenger RNA. Its product is annotated as HAD-like domain-containing protein. The record is from RefSeq and is a predicted model, not a curated record. The coding region runs from base 1 to 1491 and encodes 496 amino acids. Gene Ontology annotation, biological process: L-serine biosynthetic process; dephosphorylation. Lineage: Eukaryota; Fungi; Ascomycota; Sordariomycetes; Sordariales; Chaetomiaceae. Gene Ontology annotation, molecular function: magnesium ion binding; L-phosphoserine phosphatase activity. Gene Ontology annotation, cellular component: cytoplasm. The transcript has a single exon.
AUGGCUGAGGAAACCGGAGCGUCGCCCCGCCAAGCGCGGCCCUCGAUGACUGCGACCAUGCGGAGCAGCUCCUUUCUGAGGGACCAUCAACAAUACCGCCCGCAGUACAAACCCGAGAACCACUACGGGAUUGACACCGUCGUGGAAGAUCUACGAGCAACUUCCAUCUCCCCGCGGGACAUUACUCCCUUCAAGGGCGUCCCUUCUCCCGAAAACCCCCCCACGAUUGUCGAGAGCGGCGUGAGCCACGGGUUGUCGCAUCCCAACUGCACCCCGCGAACCGGCGCGCACCUUGAUAAGCUUGUCGCGACACUGUUCUACCGAUCGUCAGCACCCCGAGCCUCCAAUGUGAUCCCGUCCCCGCAGAAGGGCCCGUCCCCGCAGCCCAGCCGGUCCCCCUCGCUUCACGCUGCUGCGCCUGCAGUGCCCGCGGCCGAGUCCGACAUCCCCCCGACCAUGGCCCCGAGUAGUAGCCUCGAGACAUACCCCCUAGAACCUCCUGCAGCCGAGCCCGAGCCGCUCGACCACCUCUACGGCUCUUACGUCACCCCCAUGUGCAUCGCCGCGUUCUUACACCUCAUGACGGCCUUCCCGUUACCCCCCAGCUCCACCGACCUCACAUCGGCACACCGCUGCCUCAAGCUCGACCCCAGCCAAGAAGAGCACCCUGUAGUCGUCGAGCUAACCGUCGCCCCGGCACCCUCGCCCGAUUACCUGUCCCUUGCCGACCUUCGCAAGCACGAGCUCAUUUACCGUUUCGAGCGCGAAUGGAACGUGGACGUCGCCCUGCGCGCCGACACCCUCUGGCGCCGCUACCCGCGCCUAGUGGUCUUCGACAUGGACAGCACCCUCAUCACGCAGGAGGUCAUUGACCUUCUAGCCGCCACCAUCAAGGAUCCGCCCGAUCUUGCCGCCCGCGUCGCUGAUAUCACCCAUCGCGCGAUGUUGGGCGAGCUCGAGUUCGACUCAGCCUUCCGUGAGCGCGUGAAGCUUCUCACCGGGCUACCAGCCACCAUCUUUGAGGAAUUGCGUCCCGUAUUGGACGUGACCAACGGCGUGAGGCCGCUCCUCCGUGCCCUGAAGAGAUUGGGUGUCAGGACUGCCGUACUCUCGGGGGGGUUCCUGCCGCUUACUAGUUGGUUGGCUGGAGAGCUGGGGAUUAAUUAUGCACAUGCGAACGAGGUCGUCAUCGACGAGACAACGGGCCGCUUGACCGGUGAGGUUAAAGGCCGGAUCGUUGGUAAGGAGCGUAAGCGUGAGUUGUUGAUCGAGAUUGCUGAGAAGGAGGGCAUCCCUCUCGAGCAGGUGGUGGCGGUAGGGGACGGCGCCAAUGAUCUGUUGAUGAUGGAGGCCGCGGGGCUUGGUGUUGCGUGGAACGCCAAGCCGAGAGUACAGAUGGAGGCGAGCGCGCGCAUCAACGGGGAUAGUCUGUUGGAUUUGCUCCAUCUCUUUGGGUUUAACGCUGAGGAAGUUCAACAACUGAGUGCUUGA